Hemibagrus wyckioides is the source of this 2150-nucleotide messenger RNA. RefSeq lists its product as uncharacterized. The record is from RefSeq and is a predicted model, not a curated record. The transcript has 2 exons. Lineage: Eukaryota; Metazoa; Chordata; Actinopteri; Siluriformes; Bagridae. The coding region runs from base 129 to 1169 and encodes 346 amino acids.
UCUUGAAGUGCUUUGUGCUUAUUUGUUGGUCUGACUUCUAGCAGGUGGAGACAAUGUUCACAGUACAGUAGAAGACUCCGGAUAUCUCUCACUACCUACUGGAAAAAACCAGCUUACCUAAAAAAAAGAUGGCAGGGAUCGUCUCAAAGAGCAAAGCCAAAGGUGUUGAUUUCUGUGGUGUAAGUGACAAUUACUUGAUAGUUCGCUCUGAUCUUGGCUGUUACUUGUACUCAACAAAUUUCCAUCAAGGCUUGGGCCUCACAGUUUACAGCUUGCACCCGUCCUGUCAGGGUGGAGAUCACUAUCUUGCCUAUGACGACAGCACAUUUUACAUAAUCAAAGGCAAUUCUUAUCGCCGUGUGUCCGACAUGAGCAAAGAUUUAGACGCUGAAGUGAAUGAGCUCCACAAAAACUGUCAAGGAGGUGACAACUAUCUGUCUGCCUAUGGAAAAUUCUACAUCAUCUUUAAGGACAGAGGAGUGUAUCGCCGAACUACCGAUAUGAGCAAAGAUAGCGAUGCAGUUGAAUACCCACUGCAUCCAAACUGCAAGGAUGGCCUAUACUACUGGGGCACAAAGCAAUACUCCUACUUCCUCAAGCCGAAAGGUGAAUGGGGAAUCCAGUACCACAAAACUGAUAACCUUAACAAAGACACCUAUGCAAGCACAUACUCAGUUCACCCAGAUGUACUGAACUUCCUUCCUGGAGGCCUGGCUAUAACACAAGGCCCAGCAUUUGGAAAAUGGGAGCUCAUUAAGACGAUUUCCAAUGAUUCAGAAACUCCCCUACACUGGCAAAAGAAGAUAACUCAGAAAGUGGGCUAUACAAAAUCCAAGUCAUCAAGUAUUGAGCAUAACUGGAAAAUUUCAAUGAGCACCACAUAUCAGUCAGGGAUUCUGACUGAAGGGAUUUCCAAAUAUCAGUUCUCUCUGUCAGCUGAAUAUGGAGGACAGAGUGUCAACACUGAAGAAGAGAGCUGGGAAGAAGCAACUGAGACAGAAGAAAGUCUGGACCUUACUCUGCAGCCUCACACUAAAAUGUUCAUUUGGCAGUACAAGCUCGGCUUCGGCAAGAAGGAUGUCCUCUUCUGCCGUGACCUGAUAUUCGAUGACGAUCCUAAUCCCCCCUCUACCAUUCCUCUGCCAGCAGCUGACCACUCUGGGUGUUAAGAAGUCUGAUGUGCUGGGGGAAGAAGCUCUGAUAGUCUGUCUGUGAAGCCUGAAUGCUUAGGGUUAGGGUUGUUAUUUAACACUGUGCUAAAUGUUGGGAUUAGAGCUUAUUAAUGGCUAGAUGUUAGUACCAUAUUUUCGGAUAAACUUUGUUUUAUAGUGGGAAAAAUAACUCACCCUUUAUUACUAAAUGUACUCAUUUUUAAAUUUGAUCAUAUAUUUCAGAUUUUAUAUUUUCAUACACUUUAAACCAUCUAUCUGCUAACGUAAAUUUUGACUUCAUAUCAAAAUGGUUAAUUUUUUUUAAACAAAUAAGAACACAUUUAUUAGAAAAUGUACAAUGUUACCUUCUCUACUUUACUGAAUUGGAUGCUCUAGUUAGAGUACAGAUUACUACUACUACUAAUAACAAUAAUAAUGAUAAUAAUAAUAAUAAUAAUAAUAAUAAUAAUUGUCAGAAUUGGAGGCAGGAUGUGAAGUGCAAGCAUAAAUUCACAAAAAUCAGUGACGUCUAUAGUCAUACAAACUGAUUUUCCAGCUUUCCAUGUUGCCAUCAAUGUGACACCAAGAUGGCCAUUGUUCUUCCUGAACAAAGAGAUGCUGAUCCAUCUAAUUAGCUUUUGUUCAUUUAAUAAUUUCAUACACUACUUUGUUUUAAUUACUUAUGUAUCAAACAUUAAACAAUGCUUUACCCAUGCUUAUGUUUGUUUUCUGAGGCAUAUCAUUAUGACAUUAAAACUUUAAGUAUCAUUCUUUCUUCCCCUUUGUUGGUAUCAGAUGUUCUUGCUUCCAUUCUGCACAGAUUACCUCUGUUGGAUAGAGUAUUAGGUACAGUGUCGGUCAGAAUAACGCUAAUAGGCAGGAGACGAGUUCUAGAUGAAGUAAACAAAAUUUUAUUGUGACACUUUUCUCUCACUUUGUCAAGCACACAACAGUCCCACAGACUUUACACCCAUUUACACAAGUUGUAUUUUAGCGACC